CAAUCACAGCAAAGCAGGUCGAGUCUCUGCCCAGAACACGGAAGCAGUUUUUGAAAGUCAUGUAAUAAUUAUGACAGUGACAGUGCAUCUGCGUGUUGUUUUAAAGCUAGCUGCUACCUCUGAUUGACUCGUGAGAAACUUAGGCUUUUAAACUUUGUGGCGUCAUGGCGCAAAGUGUCUCCUAUCCAGUGAAACUUUACAUUUACGACAUCUCCAGAGGCAUGGCUCGUCAGCUGAGUUUACAGAUGUUGGGAAAGCAGGUGGAUGGGAUAUGGGUGGCACCAUACUGGGACAGCCAGACCUUGUGGUGGACAUGGGCUCUACUGAGGUGCCUGAAGACAUUUUUACAGAGUAUCUCACAUCACUGUCUGAAUCCACAUACAGCGGUGACAAGUACAAUGUGUUUCAACACAACUGCAACUCGUUCAGCAGUGACGUGGCUCAGUUCCUCACUGGCAGAAAGAUCCCGUCGUACAUCACAGACCUUCCAUCUGAAGUCCUGUCCACGCCGUUCGGUCAGCUUCUCCGUCCCUUUUUGGAUUCCAUGGCCAUAAAUCCUGCAGGCAACAACAGAACUGGACUGUGAUGGACAGAAAUGUAUUUGGACCUUAUUUUGAUGCCUCCACCCUGGCGGAGGCUGCUGUUCCCUGGUUGUCAUUUCUGUGGCUCCUUUAGUUUUAAAACAGUCGGCGUGUGUCAACACACACAUGAUAUUAAACUUUAACAGUGAAAUGAGCUGAAGGGAUUCAGAUGAAUCAGUUUUUAUAGAUAAUGUCUUAGUUUUGUUGAACAGACUGUAGGUAAUAUUUUUUUAUUGUCCUGGUCAAAAUGAUAAGAUGAAACUUUUAACACUCUGAGUCUGACUCAGUUAAACAGGUUUUUAUAUAAAACACAUAUUUAUCAGUAAAUCCUAAGGUUUUUUUUACUGUUAAACCUGAGCUUAUUCAGGAAGGUUUAAUAACAUCUUUGAACACAGGAACUGUCAAACCUUAUUUCGUCUUCCCUUGAGUUAAUUCACACUGUUAUAUAUCUGCUUUAUGUAAGUGAGACAGUGUAAAACAGUGUUUCUAUAGAAGCAGAACCAGGUCACAUGUUGCUGCUCAGGUCUGCACUGAAACUUUCUUUAAUUAAUCUGUUUUGUGGAACUUAUUAUCUGUCGCUGCUUGAUUCUAACAGAGACAUGUCUGCGGUCCAAUACAUGGACAGAAAUUGUAUUUAAUGAAUUUAAUGCCUUAAAGGCAAUUUAUUAUCUUUGAUUUGUAUGUAUCGUUUGAAAUAUUUCUUUCUUAAUAAUCUAGAUUUUACAUUACAAUUUAUGAAAAAGCAAAUGAUUAAUCUACCAAAAGAAAUGUAAAAAAUGAUUUGUACAUUGUUAUUUUUUGACAGUAAACCUUUAUUCUGUUGUAAUAAAAAGAUCUGUAUUUCA
Messenger RNA from Austrofundulus limnaeus, 1426 nucleotides. Its product is annotated as desumoylating isopeptidase 1. Lineage: Eukaryota; Metazoa; Chordata; Actinopteri; Cyprinodontiformes; Rivulidae. Gene Ontology annotation, biological process: protein modification by small protein removal. Gene Ontology annotation, molecular function: peptidase activity. The record is from RefSeq and is a predicted model, not a curated record.